AUGAUUUCAACGUUGGAGUUCUCAAUUUUAUAUUUUUUGUUGUUGCAGUUGAACAAAUCAGAAGUCUGGGCUGAAUGCGGCGAGGAAUGUCUGAUAAUUAGUGCACAAAACGGAUUCACGGAAAUUGUCAAAUUCUUCCUGUCUGUCGGAGAGAUCGAACCAGGACGCGCCAACAACGAGGCAUUGGUACUGGCCUGUGCAAAUGGACACGAAGACACUGUAGCGCUUCUGUUAUCCGAGACCACAAAAGGAGUCGACCCAUCAGCACAGAAGAACAGAGCCAUGCGAGGGGCGUGUGCGAAUGGCUACACAGAAAUCGUGCAGAUGCUAUUAAAGACGAG
This is a messenger RNA of Sphaeroforma arctica JP610, 341 nucleotides long. RefSeq lists its product as hypothetical. NCBI's taxonomy places the organism in Eukaryota, Ichthyosporea, Ichthyophonida. The record is from RefSeq and is a predicted model, not a curated record. The annotation marks the transcript as partial. Gene Ontology annotation, molecular function: protein binding. The transcript has 2 exons.